Molecule: messenger RNA, 1143 nt
Organism: Suillus clintonianus
Lineage: Eukaryota; Fungi; Basidiomycota; Agaricomycetes; Boletales; Suillaceae
Product: kinase-like domain-containing protein
Exons: 8
Coding region: 1-1059 (352 amino acids)
Biological process (GO): protein phosphorylation
Molecular function (GO): ATP binding; protein kinase activity
Source: RefSeq, a predicted model, not a curated record
AUGUCAGAACAGUCAGAACAGAAGGCCGAGUCACCAGUUAGCCCAACUCGUGGGUGGUCUCCAACCGCAUUCUGGGAAGCGGUCCGUCGUAUUCUGCCCUCUAAGCCUCCUAUGAACGGCCAUCCGUUGGAGUCCGGUCCAAAUACCCUAGUGUGUAAUUAUAUUUCCUCUAUCAAGAGCAUCCUGUCGAACCAUUUGCUGCAGGAUCAACCUCAGAUAGACAUCAUACAUCACCUAGCGGCUUCACAGCCACUCACACACCAUGAAGCUGAGGAACCAAUAUACCUCCACCCGAUAGACGGCCUUCCUGAUCUCAGUGGACAGAUCAAGGACAAGGGUGUCUUCCCUCACAGCAUUGGCGGAUUCAGUGACGUAUGGAAAUGCAUCUGGACUCGGAUCGACAAGAAUGAACGGGUCGCUGUGAAAGCAAUCAGGAUUCAAGGCGACGUCAAAGACAGAGAGAAGAAGAGCAGGCGCCUGUGUCAGGAGGCAACAAUAUGGGUGACCCUGAAAAAUGAGCACAUCUUGCAACUCCUUGGACUUACAUGGGGGUUUGGUCCUCUUCCAGCCCUAGUUUGUCCGUGGGUUGAGAACGGUUCGCUGAAUUCUUACCUGGAAUCGAAGCAGCACAGGGAUAUCUCUUUGAGGCUGAGAUUCUACAUCCUCCAAGGAGUGGUGUCAGCAGUAUCAUAUCUUCAUUCGCAAAAUGUCGUACAUGGCGACAUCACAGGAUCGAACAUACUCAUCAAUGGACAAGGAGAACCGCUUCUGUCGGAUUUUGGCCUCUCAUUCUUGGACAUGGAGCUCACGGGAAAUUCGUACUUCACGUCCUGCAAGCCAGGCAAUGUGCUUUCUGGCCGCGUGCCCUACGCUGCCUGGACUGAUUAUAUGGUCAUCAGCGAGAAGUUUAAUGGCACGGAACCCCCGCGAGUUCCCGAAUCUCCCAUUGAUGACCGUCAUUGGCAAUUUAUGAGACGCUGCUGGCGUAAGAAGCAAGAACGAUCUGUAAAAGUGAAGGAUAUCGCCGAAUUCAUCAAAAAGGAACUGGAAUCUAGAUGAUGCACGGAAGUUUGGGAGGCAAUCAGCUGUAGUUGUUGUACUGUAUUCAGACUAUAUAUUUUCGCCGGUUACCGCGGCGUUAGC